AUGUCGACGGACGCACUGAGAACAGACUCGUCAUCUUCGCCGACCGGCCUUAACGUUGAACUCAUCCCUAUCGUCAAGGGCCUCUCGCACGGAGAACACCUCCAAAACACGUGGAGCUUCAAGCCCGACGGCACCAUCAUCGACUGGGCCUACUCGCUCACCGACGAGUCCGGCUUCGCCGCCGUCCAGGACCGCAUGCACAAGGCCCAGUCCGACGGCCUCGUUUACGACGACCCCGUCCCGGGCGGCCGCAUUCGCCUGGUGGGCGCCGAACUUAAGUGGGUCGUCGCGCUGCCCAGCCCGGACGGCGCCGUGGAGCGGGCCAGCUGCCGUUCGGGUGCUGCGACCGCACCCCACGCGAUCUGCGCGUGCCAAACCAUGUGA
Colletotrichum destructivum is the source of this 384-nucleotide messenger RNA. RefSeq names its product Putative glyoxalase/Bleomycin resistance protein/Dihydroxybiphenyl dioxygenase. The record is from RefSeq and is a predicted model, not a curated record. Bases 1 to 384 code for a protein of 127 amino acids. NCBI's taxonomy places the organism in Eukaryota, Fungi, Ascomycota, Sordariomycetes, Glomerellales, Glomerellaceae. The transcript has a single exon.